UUUAAAAUCAUGGAUGCCUCCCUGUUUCAGUUCUUUAUUGGGGAGUUCGGAGACCCCAACUGCACUUUUAUGGAUGCUUUUCAGGAUACUUACGAGAAUUCGUCUUUCGCGUUGAUGGGUCUAGAUGGUCUCAACUGUAACGCCACCACGGAUGAGAUCGGAACUUGCUGGCCGAGAAGCAACUCUGGUCGAAUAGUUGAGCGUCCCUGUCCGGAGUACAUCAACGGCGUGAAAUACAACACAACUAGAAGUGCUUACAGAGAAUGCUUGGAGAAUGGCACAUGGGCUCUGAAAAGUAACUACUCCAACUGUGAGCCCAUCUUGGAGGAAAAGAGGAAGUACCCCAUGCAUUACAAGAUAGCCCUCAUCAUUAAUUACUUCGGUCACUGUAUAUCUGUUGGAGCUCUCGUUAUUGCCUUCAUCCUCUUCCUGUGCUUGAGGAGCAUCCGAUGCCUUCGAAACAUAAUCCACUGGAACUUAAUUACGACGUUCAUUCUGAGGAAUGUAAUGUGGUUUUUGCUUCAGCUGAUUGACCACAAUAUUCAUGAGACGAAUGAGCCCUGGUGUCGCCUCAUAACAACAAUCUACAAUUACUUUGUGGUGACCAAUUUCUUCUGGAUGUUUGUGGAGGGCUGUUAUCUUCACACGGCUAUCGUGAUGACAUAUUCCACAGACAAGCUCAGAAAAUGGGUCUUCCUCUUCAUCGGAUGGUGUAUACCAUGUCCGAUAAUUAUUGCGUGGGCCAUUGGAAAACUCUACAGUGAAAAUGAACAAUGCUGGUUUGGGAAGGAACCUGGGAAGUAUAUAGACUACAUUUAUCAAGGGCCAGUCAUUUUAGUUCUGCUUAUCAACUUUGUUUUCCUAUUCAACAUUGUACGUAUUUUAAUGACGAAGUUGAGAGCAUCGACAACAUCUGAAACGAUACAAUACAGGAAAGCUGUGAAGGCUACUCUAGUGCUGCUGCCUUUGCUUGGAAUUACAUACAUGUUAUUCUUUGUGAAUCCAGGCGAGGAUGACAUAUCUCAAAUAGUUUUUAUCUAUUUCAACUCAUUUCUACAGUCAUUUCAGGGAUUCUUUGUGUCGGUAUUUUACUGCUUUCUAAAUGGGGAGGUGCGUUCUGCAGCCAGAAAGCGCUGGCAUCGCUGGCAGGAUAAUCAUGCUCUGCGAGUUCGGGUGGCACGGGCAAUGUCCAUCCCCACCUCCCCCACCCGCAUCAGCUUUCACAGCAUCAAACAGACCACGGCUGUCUGA
Molecule: messenger RNA, 1251 nt
Organism: Xyrauchen texanus (razorback sucker)
Lineage: Eukaryota; Metazoa; Chordata; Actinopteri; Cypriniformes; Catostomidae
Product: corticotropin-releasing factor receptor 2-like
Exons: 12
Coding region: 10-1251 (413 amino acids)
Biological process (GO): cell surface receptor signaling pathway; adenylate cyclase-modulating G protein-coupled receptor signaling pathway; long-term synaptic potentiation
Cellular component (GO): dendrite; plasma membrane; axon terminus
Molecular function (GO): G protein-coupled peptide receptor activity; peptide hormone binding; corticotropin-releasing hormone receptor activity
Source: RefSeq, a predicted model, not a curated record